Messenger RNA from Talaromyces rugulosus, 981 nucleotides. RefSeq lists its product as uncharacterized. The record is from RefSeq and is a predicted model, not a curated record. The transcript is spliced from 2 exons. The coding region runs from base 1 to 981 and encodes 326 amino acids. Gene Ontology annotation, molecular function: oxidoreductase activity, acting on the CH-OH group of donors, NAD or NADP as acceptor. Gene Ontology annotation, cellular component: cytoplasm. NCBI's taxonomy places the organism in Eukaryota, Fungi, Ascomycota, Eurotiomycetes, Eurotiales, Trichocomaceae.
AUGAAGGAUCUCCGAGGAAAAUCAGCCAUCGUCACCGGCGGUGGCUCUGGGAUCAACCUCGCGCUUUCCCAGUUACUUGUCGAUUCUGGUUGUAACGUGCUCAUUGCGGACUUGAGACUACAUGCUACGGCUCAAGAAUGGAUGCAAACGAUAUCACAGAAGCAGCAAAACACGCAACAAGCGCGAAUAGGCCGGGUGGAAUUCGUGCAGACAGACGUCACAUCAUGGCCCCAGCUAGAACACACAUUUGAGGUCUGUAUACAGGUCUUCAACACACCUUGUCCGGAUAUUAUCAUUCCUGGUGCUGGAAUAUAUGAGCCUUUGUCCCAAUCGUCAGAACUGUCUUUCUGGGCGGAUCCCGGAACAGAAAACGAUUUCGGUCAUUAUAAAGUGCUCGACAUCAAUCUCAUUCACCCUAUCAAGAUGACUCGCAUUGCAAUCAAAAGAUUCAUUGAGAUAAAGAACUGCACAAGGCCAUCAACACUAUCUUCUGAAAUGUGUGUACUACAUGUAUCUAGUAUCGCCGGACAGCGAUCCGGGAUGGCAACCCCCUUAUACCAGGCCAGUAAACAUGGCAUCAACUCCUUUGUCAGGGGUAUGGCGCCAUUGCAAGACCUUCUAGGGAUCCGAAUUGUUGGUGUCGCUCCAGGCACGAUACGAACACCUCUUUUCACAGAGGAUCCUUCAGCAGCGAAAAUUCUUGAUCUAGACAAGGAUUUUCUACUGCCACCGCAAGAAGUUGCGCAGGCAAUGAUGGCACUUAUCACGCGUCCUCAAAAAUACAAACCAGGCACUAUUCUAGAGGUGUGUGAUGUUGGCGGCGAGGACCGAUGGCGUGAGGCCGAUCUGCUUAAUGACCCUGGUCCUAGUGGACCAGCGAGUAAGACAUCGAACAAGGGAAGAGCUAUCGAAGAGAUUUUACAGCUAUUAGGGGUCGAGAUCGGCCCUGUUAGUGGCAGUAAAGGUGUCAAGAAUGAGUGA